CUGAUUUUCCUAGAUGUGCGUUAUUUUCCUUGAUUUAUUCAAUCCAGCUUUAGGCUGGAAUACAGAAUACAGAUAGCUUUUGGUCACCUUGAGAAAUGGCCUAUGCCAGGAAAUGCGUGCUUGUUGAGAUUCCUAUCCAAACAUCAUCUUGCAGUAGGUUGAGUUAAAACAUUUAAAUAUUACUUUCUUGAAACUAUUAUAUUUAACCACAUCACCAUCUCUGUCUUGCCAAAGUGGUAUAUGCUCUGGUUAUCUUGGGCUACUGCAAUGUUCUCUACAUGGAGCUACCUUUGAAGUUGACUCAGAAACUAAAACUAAUCCAGAAUGUAACAGCUAGACUUGUAACUGAGAGUAGCUGCCAGGACCAUAUAACACUGAUCCUAAAGGAUCUUCACUGGCUCCCAGUAUGUUUCUGAGUGGUGUUUCUGACCCUUUAAAGCCCUAAACAGCCUUGGCCCUAUAUACCUGAAGGAGCAUCCCCACCCCUAUUUUUCAGCCUGGACACUGAGGUCCAGCUCUGAGGACCUUCUGGCAGUUCCCUCACUGUGAGAAGUGAAGUUACAGGGAACCAGGCAGAGGGCUUUCUCGGCAGUGGUGCCCUCUCUGUGGAAUGCCCUCCCAUCAGAUGUCAAGGACAUAAAGGACUACACAACUUCUAGAAGAAAUCUUAAGGCAUCCUUGUAUCAGUAAGUUUUUAAUGUUUGAUGUUUUAUUAUGUUUUUAUGUGUGGGAAGCCGCCCAGAGUGCCUGGGGCCAGAAUGGCAGAGUAUAAACAAUACAAAUUAUGAUGGUGAUGGUGAUGAUGUAUCUACACUGAUAUCCAGGUGAUUUCAAUGCAGAAAUCAGUAGCUUAUUACACAUGCUUGAAAUAGCCGUUGUGGCAAAGUGUUACCGCAGCUGAGCUCUAAAACACACCCUGUGAGUAUAAUGUAUUGCCUCUUCCAGAGUGAAGUUAAUAAAAUAUAAUUCUCAUACUUUUGCUGAGGUAUCAAGCAUUAGAGAGAAGGGUUUCUGAAGACAGACAAAUUCUGUAUACUAACUAAAUACAGUGGUACCUCGGGUUAAGAACUUAAUUCGUUCUGGAGGUCUUAACCUGAAACUGUUCUUAACCUGAAGCACCACUUUAGCUAAUGGGGCCUCCCGCUGCUGCUGCACUGCCGGAGCACGAUUUCUGUUCUCAUCCUGAAGCAAAGUUCUUAACCCGAGGUAAUAUUUCUGAGUUAGCGGAGUCUGUAACCUGAAGCGUCUGUAACCUGAAGCGUCUGUAACCCGAGGUACCACUGUACAAGGUUUGCUUUGUAUUUUGUAAAAUGAAUAGUUCUUACUCGAAUAGGUUAUGGUAAGCAAAAAAACCAGCAAGACACAUUAUAGAAAGAAUGUACUUACGUAUACAUCUAAAUGUAACAAUAGGCCAUCUACCAGACCAAGGGCAUGUAUAGCUCCUUGAGCCUGAGUAAGGCACAUAACCAGGGUUACAGUGGUAUGUAAUUUCCUCUCCCAUAUUGAAUUCUUCCUUCUGUACGUCAGCAGUAGCCAAUGGUAUUUCAGGUGGUCUGGGACAGCCUAGAAGACACCAAGUACUGUAUUUAUAAGGCUUUGUAUUCAUUAACAGCUAUAGCAUCCCCAUGUUUUGAAGCAACCAAAUAAACAGGUAAUAAUAAUAUGAGCACAUUGUACCUUUGGUUCAUCACAUAAAGGUGGUGUACUGAAGGCACAAGUGGCAGCAGCACUGUGAUUCAUUUUAAUCCCGCAUCAACCUCCAUCAGUAUAUGAAGUUGACCCUCCGGCCCCUUGACUAGCACUACUGCUCGGAGUAGUUCAAAGGAAAGAGGGAGAAAGGAUAUGGUUUCUCCCCCCAAAAAACCCGGAAAAUUGGCAGAGAGAAGAUCUACACUUGACCCAUUUGCUACACGUGCUGAAGGGGAAAUAAUUCACCAAUUAUUUGGCUGAAAGCUUUAUCAAUAAGAAUGUACCAACCAAAAUCACCUUUCUUUUACUGGAUUCUUUGAGGGCCCACUCACAGAACUAUAUCUGCCCUUGUGAAUAUCUCCCCACCUUCUUUUCAAACAUCUGAUGUCCCUGAAGUCAUGCCCAGUGCUAUCCACUAAAUAAAUAAAUCACAACCAUGUUACAAUAUUUACCACUGACUUUUUAUGUGACUUUUUUCUGCUAAAGGCUACAUCAUGGCUUGCUUUCUGAACUCUGGCCUUUUAAAAAUUAAUAUUCUAACAAUCCAUUUAUGAUGAUGCAGAAGCAGAAACAGGAAAGCUUUCAGAAAUGUAGGCUUGAAAUUAAUACCGAACUAAUUCAGUUUCCCAGAUUUUGCCACACAUUUAUAACCUUUGCAAUCAGAUUUGCAAAGGGGAUUUAGUUAAUCCAUAGUUCAUGAGGCUACGGCUCUCUGACAAGUGCCAGCAGUUAAAUUUUUGCUAAGAGAGGUAAAGUCAAGUUAGCUUCUCUCAUAUGCUGGCGUCUUUAUUUUUACAACACAUGCCUCACAUGAUAUACCAGGUUAACACACCUGAACUGAAUUAAAUGAUGGAAGCAGAUGCAUACUAAGCAAAGCAGGUCAAAUUAAGUGACUUGUUAGACUUAGAUCAUAUUGUGACAUUCCAGCAUAAAAAAGACCAAGAAAGACCAUUAGGGCCAGUCGUGGCCAACUCUGGGGUUGCGGCGCUCAUCUCACUUUAUUGGCCGAGGGAGCCGGCGUACAGCUUCCGGGUCAUGUGGCCAGCAUGACUAAGAUACUUCUGGCGAACCAGAGCAGCACACGGAAAUGCCUUUUACCUUCCCACCAGAGAGGUACCUAUUUAUCUAUUUGCACUUUGAUGCACUUUCCAACUGCUAGGUUGGCAGGAGAAGGGACCGAGCAAUGGGAGCUCACCCCGUCGUGGGGAUUCAAACCGCCAACCUUCUGAUCAGCAAGUCCUAGGCUCUGUGGUUUAACCCACAGCGCCACCCGCGUCCCUUCCAGCAUGCUCCAACAGAAAUUAAGGCACACUACUCUUCAGAGCAUAGGAAACAUCUUGCCCAGGUUAGCCCUGCCCUGCAUAAUCAAUCCCAUGACGCAGUGCACACACAGCAUUUGAAUGGGAAUGCCCAUCAACUUUGUGGCGGCCCAGUCCCCUCAAAUAUUUUAUGGGGGGGGUGAAGCCCCUGCAGCCCCUAGGAGCUGGCUCAUAUGAACACCAGGAAAAAAUGGGUUAUUACUUGCAAAAUCUCAUACUACAUUACAUUUCAGUCUCUAAGCUAUCACAGACCGGUUUGUUUGCUUUUUGUCCUGUUAAAAUAUUAGAGAUGCUUACCACGUCCUGCAAGAACAGUGUGGGCUAAAGCAACCAUCCAGAAGAUUAGUGGGACAGGAGACAUUGUUGCUUCGUUACAGGCUGGCCAAAUGGGUCCAAACUCAGUCCUUUGCCUCCUAAAAAUAAACAGAAUGGAAGGCUAAAUAUUAACUUCCCAUAUUUAUUUUGAUUCUCGUAAACAAAAGGAGGGGAAAAGAGGGAUUCCCGAAACCUGCAGGGUAAACAGACUGAACAAGCAACGGUGUGCAGAACAUUUUGCAAUACUUUUUUUUUAAAAGCCACUUAAAGCUCCAGUUCACUCUUGUUUGGGAAUAUUUUGUACACUGUACCUUUCUGGACAGAAUGUUCAAUUACCCAAUCUUUAUCAGGUGCGGAGGUGGGAUGGUUGAAAGGCGAUACUGUAGGUUUUUUCUUCUUACCCAAGUCUUAAGACUAGCCAAGUUUCUCUUUUCUUCUCAAGAGCAAGAGUGAUAAUGUCACUGACCAGAGCAAUAUUUGCUAGUGUUGUAAGCUGGGAGAGGGUGGGUAGAGGUCAUGUCUGGCUUGGCACAUGAUGAUCCCUUUGUUAGGAGUCUAGACUCAGGCUAUGCUCAUAUUAGUAGCUUAAAAUGUUUCAGUGUUGUUUCUUUACUUGUAAGAUCUGCUUCAGAGGAACUAACCACCAAAGGAAGUUAUGUUGGUAGGAACACAGAGCAAGGCCUUUUUUGUGGUGGCACCCCAGGUAUAGUUCCCUUCCUAGGAAAAUGUGUGCCUUGGGGCACCAGACCCCCCCCCCAAAAAAAACCAGUGCAGCCCCAAAUUGCAUGAGGUUGCGGAGGCCAUUUUGACCACUGUCCUCUCUUGAGAAAAAACAGGAUGUCCCAUAUUUUAUUCACACACACACACACACACACACGCACACACACACGCGCGCGCACACACAGACAUAUGAGAAUAAAAUAAACUUUUCUGUUUUACAAUUUAAAAUACUAUUCUACAUCCUUAAGAUAUCAAUGACUUCCCUUCUAUUUCCAUGGUUCAUUUUACAUAUCAUAAAUCCCUGCAUAUUUUACAAAAACUAUACCAUUCAGUAUUCUAUCAUUGCAUCCAUCAAAACUUGUUUACACUGUUGAAUUUAUCUUAAUGCUGCCAGCAUUUUCAGCUGUACACCGGUAUUCCACAUAUAUUCAAUAAACGUUUUCCAGUCUUUAAACAUAUGUGCUUCUUGUUCUCUUAUUCUAUAUGUUACGUCUGCAAGUUGUGUAUAUUCAACUUAAGUUGCCAUUCUUCUUGGGACAGAUGUCCCACAUAUUCUGGGACAGUUGACAGGCAUGUUUCUUCUAUGUUUGAAGCAAGAUGAAGGACAAGAAAUAAUAGGUCUUCUGUGUGGAGAAGAUGGAGAAAUGCUAUUCAGGUGACAGAGAGAAGGCAGAAUAGCUCAGCACUUACAGUGUCCAACCUGUUGAAAAGAAUAAAUGAUGCUGGAAGGGAGCUGCAGCCCAAGGUAAGAAAAGGGUUGGUAGGGAGCAAGUAUGAAUUAUGAAUAAAAUGGAGAAGGAGAAGGAGAAAGAAGAAAGAAGAAGGAGACAGUUUUACAGAUCUUUUUGUGGAGGGCUUUUACAGCUCUCAAAGGGUCCAAUAAACUGCCAUAAUGGCGGGAGACAGAAUUGUGUGCUGGGGACCUGAAAUCUAGGACAGAUAUUUCUUUCUUAGCAGGCCUCUGUUUCCUUUUCAGAAAAAAGCUCCUCCUCCUCCUCCUCCUCCUCCUCUUCUUCUUUUUAUAACUCACCCAUCUGGCUGUGUUGCCCCAGCCACUGUGGGCAGCUUCCAACAUACAUAAAAACAUAAUAAAAUACCAAAAAUAAAAAAACUCCCAGUACAGGGCUGCCUUCAGCUGUAUAUUUAUUUAUAUCCUUGACGUCUGAUGGGAGGGCGAACCACAGGGCGGGCGCCACUACCGAGAAGGCCCUCUGCCUUGUUCCCUGUUACUUCACCUCUCUCAGUGAGGGAACCGCUAGAAGGCCCUUGGAGCUGGAUCUCAGUGUCCGGGCUGAACGACAGGGGUGGAAAUGCUCCUUCAGGUAUAAUCAACAAUAUGUGUUUUCUAAGGCAACAAAAAAAUGUGACUUCAUCUGGACUGAAUCUGAGACCUUUUGAAUGCAAAGCACAUUCUCCAUCAAUGAGUUAUGGCUCUUCACCAAAGGCUCCAACAUAUAUGGUUAGAGUGCCCUAAACUGAAACAAUUUUGGGCAAUGAUAAUCUCUGAAAUAAGACUAAUUACUGGUUAUCAACUCACUUUAAAACUGAAAGAGUUUCUUCCAUUCAGAGGAAAACUAUUUUGAUAAACACCUGGUGACAUAUCAACGAGACAUGUCAUUCUAGAAGCUAGAAUGUUAAUUGCCAGUUGCUGGAAGUUAAAAGAGCAUCUGCCAAUUUCACAGUGGUACAACCAAGUUUUGGAAAGUGCCCUAACUGGGGGUGGGGGUGGAAUCACUAGCCAGAUCAAAACAUUAUCUGGCUGACAAGAUCAGAUGAAUAAUUAGAAAAAUUGCUUCCAUGGCUCUGGGAUACAGAAAAUUUGCCAGCGAUAUCCAGACCACAACAAGAAAGUUGUAUUUUUUAAUAUUAAAAAACAAUGUGCGGUUCUUAUAGCCUUAAGAAAAGAUAUUGCUGUAUUAUUCAGUAGUUAUUGCAACACAUACCUGUUUGCUGUGAUUUAACAACAGGCAGAAAAAUCCUAGAUACCAAUUAUGCAAUGAUGGGGGUGCAGAGAUACACAGCUGCUGUGCUAGCAGAACAAGUACUGUAUCUGCUAUGGUAGAGAUGGGAUGAAAAGGUUCCCUAGGUGGGCAGGGCAAGAGGCAAAAAAAGUGGGCAAUGCAACAAGUGUGAAUUUUCCCUUUGUACAGUAGGUUAGUUCAUUCACACUCACAUGUUCCUCUCUGUCCUCUUUCCAGGCAAGCAAAAAGUCAAGCCUGGUCCCAACUUCGCUGGCUGCCAAUUCGUUUCGGGGCCCACUUCAAAGUGCUGGUUCUGACCUAUAAAGUCUUACGUGGAUCAGGACCCCAACGCCUUAAGGACCACCUCUCCCCAUAUGAACCGAUCCGGACCCAGAACUUGUCAUCCAAGGCCUUCUCAUCCAAGAACUUCUCUAUCUACCCCCUCCUUGAGAGGUUGGGAGGGUGGCAACACAAGAAUGGGUCUUUUUUGGGAUGGCUCCCUGUCUGUGGAAUGCUCUCCCCAGAGAGACUCGCCUGGCACCAUCAGUACAAUGUCAUUAGACACCAGAUAAAAACAUUCCUCUUUACCCAGGCCUUUGGCCAUUAAAUAAUCUGUGGCCAGUUAGAGCUGUGGGUGGGGGACUGUUGUUGUGAUUAUUUUAUUAAUAUGCUGUCUGUUAUUAUGUUUUUAUUAUAGUGCUCCAUAAAAUGUGAUCUUUUGAUAAAGUGUGUAAUAAUAAUAAUAAUAAUAAUAAUAAUAAUACCCCGCCUAUCUGGCUGAGUUUCCCCAGCCACUGUGGGCAGCUCCCAACAGAAUAUUAAAAACACAAUAAAACAUCAAACAUAAAAACUUCCCUAAACAGAGCUGCCUUCACAUGUCUUCUAAAAGUCAGAUACAGUAGAACCUCAGUUGUCAAAUGCUUCGAAAGUCAAACAUUUCGGCUUUCAAAAGCCGACAACCCAGAAG
Molecule: messenger RNA, 6971 nt
Organism: Podarcis lilfordi (Lilford's wall lizard)
Lineage: Eukaryota; Metazoa; Chordata; Lepidosauria; Squamata; Lacertidae
Source: the annotation of a GenBank genome assembly